AUGGUAGCACCUACUCCAUCUUACCAGUCUAAAGUUAUACCAUGGGAUUAUGUCGCAGAGGAAAGAUGGAAAGGAAAAGCGAAAGUGGAAGAAAUAGAUGCAUCACAAGGCAUGACUAGAACCGGUAGGGUUUAUACACUAGAGCAUUUGGGAGGAACAAGCAAAGAAACUGCAUCUAAGCCUCUUAUCAUUGAGACUAUCCCUGACGACCUUUGGAGGAAAGUGAGGAAGCUGGGUGGAGAAACAUAUCAUCGCAUUGAGUGCGUCAAUGCAAUUGAAAAGGAAAAAUGGUGGAGCAACAAGAUAGAAAGCACAUUGCUAUGGAUAGGGUAUGAUCCUAGCAAGGGUCUCGGCAAGAAUCUCCAAGGGAUCACCAAACCGGUACAGCUGAAGCGUCACGGUACCACUUUCGGGCUUGGGUAUGAAUACACUUGGCAAGAGUAUCAGGAUUGGUCGCCACCAUGGCGUGAUCCUUAUUAUCCACUGGAAUAA
Messenger RNA from Nicotiana tabacum (common tobacco), 492 nucleotides. NCBI's taxonomy places the organism in Eukaryota, Viridiplantae, Streptophyta, Magnoliopsida, Solanales, Solanaceae. The record is from RefSeq and is a predicted model, not a curated record.